AUGUUAAUAAGUCGAGUGCCAGAGGAUGAAAGUGGGGCGGGAGAAGGGCAUGAGGGCAGUGACACGAUUGUCGACCACGCGCACGAAUACCAGACUGCUAGCGAGCUGUUUGAUCUCAUGGCGAGGAAUCAGAACUUCCAACCUGAUGAAGACGAAACCCUCACAACGCGAGAUCUAGUCCUCUUGUACAAAAACAUUGACUUAGGCACUAAACUAAUGUCCAACGCUAAUGAAUUUAAAAGAAAAUCUCCAAACCAGUACGUAGAGACGAUUGUGUACGAAGAUCUCGAAUCCGACUCAGACCUCAGUGAAAUUUAUAGUACUGAAGACAUCCAUAAUGUAGUUUUGGUAAACAAGGAGCGAAUAGAUUUGUUGAAUAACCCGCCAUCUUUAGAAAACACGUUAUGCCACAAACUCGGCGAUUUGGAAAUACAUUCAUCCGAUUUAACCACACAGUAUGAUCGGAAAUACUUAAUCAAAGAUUCAUAUAUCAAGGAUCAACUUAAAAAUUUAAAUAUUUUACCGAGUUGCAGCGAAUACGAUGGCAGUGUUCUCCCAGCCUCGUUAUUAGAUUAUAUUUGUUGUAAACGGUUAGAAGAUAACUACAAUUUUUACUUGGACAAUAUUAUAAAGUACGUCAAACAUACUAUUGAUCAGUUAAAGCGUAUCAGUAACGGCGAUUAUCUAACUGACAAAGCUAAAGAAAAAUGGAAGGAAGUUAAUGAAGACGAAACAAACACUCAGGAUCUAAAAAGCAAAGUAUUAGCUACUUCAACGAGCAUUCCUUUAUAUAUUGAACGCAAAAUGACGGGGCAUGCAACGAAAUGGGAUGAUCUGGUGCAUUCCGCAGUAGACAUCAGGUCACUUUCCAAAAUAUUGGAAAAGAAGAUCGUCAUAGAAGUACCGAAAGCGAUAUGCGGUUCAUUCAAACUUUUCAGUAAAUGUUAUAACGAUAAUUUAAUCAUUAGUUGCAAAAAGGAUCCGCAAUGUGCAGUUAUACCGGAGGAAGCUGAAGAGUCACGAGUAGACGUGGUUUUGCAGUUGAACCGUUCAGAUUCCGGGCAUGUAAUUAGUAAUAUCAGUUCAGUUAUGGUUCUACAAAAAAAGCCCGAAAUAACUAAGACCUUACCAUUACCUUAUAAGAACGAAGAAGAUAUCGUUAACACAGCGGUAAACGAUGUCAAAGAGAAAAAUAUAUCAGUUACGGGUUCUUGCGAAAAACAAAAGAUCUACAGUAAAACAGAUGAUGGUGAAAUACUUUCUGAGAAAAAUGUAGAGUACACAACUUGUCCUACAUUUCAUACAGAAGUCCAUCAAGGCAAGAGCCAUGUAAAACUCUUUAAUAAUGAAAACGAUUUGUCAUCUAAAUUUCAGACGCCAACACAACAACCUAACUAUGCACAUUUUUAUAAGAGAUGUAAUUUACGUACUGAAGCGUCAUGCGAACUGAUACCUUCUGAUGAAUUACGAUUGUCAAUUCAAAGGUUAAGUAUGCAAGGAUCUCUUCCAGAAGAGGUGUUCGAAGACAAUACAUCUUUUCACACUACUAACAAAAGGAAGUCACCUACACGUAAAAGAAUAAAGUCACCAUACGAAAACAAAUCAUUUCUGAUCGAAGAGAAAAAACGAAAGAAGCUUUUAGAAGUCAGACAAAGACGCGAAAAAAAGAAGAUUGCAUUAACUGAAAACUGCAAAGUUAAUAAACAUAAAUAUACCAAAGGAGUGGCAUCACCACAUACAGCUAGUUCUAUUACCAAACUAUCUAUAACCAAUAAGUCUUUUUACAAUUCAAUUUAUGGACAUUCUGCGCCUGAAAGUGUAGAUAGUAGUAGCAAACAAAGCAAAAUCAAAGGGAUCAAAAAUAGAAAAGAUUCUAUCCUCGACGACAUUGCAAGAAACUUCGAAAUAAAUGGUGAUUCAAUACAACGAAGUCAGGAGCUCCAAAAGCAAAAAUACAUAGACAACAGUUACUACUUAGACAAUCCUGUCACAGAAGUAAUGUAUAUGGAGAUGAAACAAAAACAAAGUAAGGAACCUCAAGUGAAUUUCUCGGAGAGCACUUCUGCAAUUUCAAAUGACUUUAAUAUGGACUUGAAAAUAUUUUCUCAACUAAUAACACCUUGCGUUAUUAAGAUCAACGUUGGAGACGGGUCUGCUGCACCAUCUGCAAGAGAUGGAAAUUUUCAAGGAUAUAGCGAAAUGAUCAAAAAUAUGGAGCAUAACCAAAUGGAAAAAAUUACUUCUGCCCAUAAUAUUCAACAAAAGGUGCCCGACAAUAGCCCUAAAGAUGAAGAUGAACAACGCUCCGAACAAUGUGCUGAACAUGAUGCUAAGAUGAGUACGUCAGCUGAAUUCAGAAAAAGUAUUGACAAAAUAUAUGAAUUAAUAAAGAAACUUGAAAAAACUGAAGGCACGGAAACAAAACUUUUUAAAAGUAAAUUCACAGCAGUUGCAGAGAGGAAUACGGGAUGUGGAAGCUCUACCAUUCAAUACAGUGAUAGUGGCACCAGCGUUAAACAUCACCUUGCUUCUUCAAACCCAAGCUGCUUUAGCUUUGAUAAAACCAAUAAUCCAGAAAACUCGUCAAAAGCGGAAAACAAAAAAUCCGCUAACGGGCCCCCAACAACUGUUGUCCCUAAAGUGAUUAUUAGUACAAAAUCACAAACUGCGAAAGUGGAAGAAAAAAUUAAUAAAAAGGAUCGGAAGAAAAAUAGCCCAACAAAAAAUUACAACGAAAAUCCUUUGAGAGCCAUAUCACAAUUACUUCACGAGUUUGAUAAUGUACAAAAGAUUCGGACCAAAUCAACAACCGAUGCUAAGAUUAGUAAAAAAUCUGAAGUUAAUGUUACUGACGGGAAAGCUGACAAUGUGUCAAGAGGAGCUUCUAAACAUGACAAUCAUAUGAAAGACAGUAGUGACCAGCAUUCUGAAAAAUGUGCAAGAGCAGGUUUGUAUAAGGAUCGACGACCUAAACCGCCGCACGCAGCAGAACCAUUUAAAUAUCCUCAUCAACCGAAUCAUAUUGAGAACAAACCUACAAAUAGAUCGCUAAGAAAAAAAGUUGUUGAUAUAGUCGAUGAAUUAAAAGAAGCAAAAGGCCAAGCCGUACGUGGACCAUCUAAACUAAAUUCUAGAUUAAACUCACUCGCCCAGCCAAAAAGAACAUACGUUCAAGCUCAAAUUGAAGAAUUUCAAGCAAGAUACGGUAAAAGCAUAGUCACGGAUCGGUUAAGGAGGUUAAAUGCGGCACCGCCUAGUCAAGUGGCCGAACGGUCUGGUUCUCCUAAACACAAAAAGAAAAAUAAUGUAGAAUCGGAUGCACCUGUAAAGCAGUCACCUUCGGCGUCUCCGGUUUUAGAGAAAAAUCUAAAGAAGUCGACUAGUGCUAAUGGCCGCGAUUCAGUGUCUCCUACUUUAGUAAACGAACAGUGUGCAAAACAUUCAAUUGUGGUUGAGACACCACAAAACCUAAAGAAAAAGAUGGUUGCAGUGGAAUCAUACUUGAAAAAUCACUAUGGACGACUUACGGCGGCUACGGACUCCGGCGACUUGAUGCACGACGGGCUAAAGUCACGAGUUCCGCUCUUACCAAAUGAUUUAGAUCUACCUUCGAUAUCGUCACCUGGUGAAGAGUCUUCUGCGAUAGAAAGCAAGAUUCACAAUAUUAUUGACACCAUGCUUCCUUCUCCGUUAGCUUUGUCCGUCCUAACCGAAUGCAACGAAAAUUCCAAUCAGAAUGAAAGUAGUAGCCCUUCCGUUUCUGAAAGCUCUUUGAAGAAAGACGAAGCAGUCAAUUACGAAAACUACUCCUGUUAUCACCAUAGCAGAUCUACAGAAAUGAAUGAUCCUCUCAUAAACUUUAAACAUGAAGGUAUUGUAGGCGAUAUUAUCCCUGAAGAAAGUGACCUAUCACAGGACGGUGAAGAACAAAUCCUCACGCAAUCACAGAACUCUCUUACUGAGUUGGAAAAAUUAGAGAAUGCAUUAUACCGCCGCAUGUCAAUAGGAGCGUUCCAAAAACGGCUUCGACUCAAGAAUUUAACACUGACGCCUAAAGAAUCCACGCAACAAGUCUUACUAUUACAGUCCGGUGAUACUAACUCCGUAGUUCUAAAAUCAACACUAUCAAAAAUCAAGAAUGUUAAUAAUGACGGGGAUUUAAAAACACUUACCGACCUACCUAAGUUGGAUUGGAGUUUUGCAGAGUUUCCGAUGCAGAUUUCUACUGUUGGCUAUAGUUUUCCUCAUUUUCAACACCUUGACUUCGACCUAACUUCAAAUAAUAAUAAUUCUUUAUGUGAAAUUGACUCGCAAAGUGAGGAAGUCUCUGAAAGUAUUCCUAGUUUAAAGUCUGACAAAACUAGCCAAUGUUACAAAGGCGGUCAAAGCUUUCCAGAAUGUGCUGCACAAGUUGAUGUAAAAGAAUUUAUAAGAAUAUCAAGCGUUUUGAAAAUAAGUUCAACCCUCAUAACAGAAAAAAAUGAUCAAACUGAUGUUAAAAAAAAGGAAGAUGAAAUACAUGAUGUUAAAAAUGAUACUAUUAAAAAUGUUACUCAAGUAAUGACUAAACCUACAGUAGCAAAAGAAAUUUCAAUACAGACAUUUGAGUCAGAAACAAAUGAAAGCACCACCAAGACAGUGCAAAGCAGAUCUAGAGAUGUUGAUUAUACUACAUCUCUAGAUAUUUUAGUCGGACUUUUGAAUGAAAUACAAAAAAUCACAACAUGUCAGACGCAAAUAACAACUCCUGAUGCGUACUCCGACACCGAAGAUCAGAAGAAAGAUAUUGAACAUAUUUUAAAAAGUACUGUAGCUCUAGAAAGCGUACAAAAAGAAGCUCGUAACAUUAUAUCUAUCAGUUCUCUUGAUAAAUUGAGACAGUUGGAAUCCAAUCCUAGUAUUUACUCGUUCUAUCUAUCCAAUAAUGGCGAUAAAGACUUCGAAAAUAAGCUGGUUGAAUUUAAACCUCUAUUCGCAGACAAAGAAGUGGAUGCGAUAGUACAUGAAAGAGAAUUUGUAAAUAGGUGCACUGAUGUGCCAUCAAGAUUAUUUCCAAUAACUGUAAGCCACUCCACAAGUGUUUCUAAUACUGUAUUAGGUGUGCUAAGCGAAUCAUCAAGUCAAUCAGUAUUUGCAUUUAAUGAACAUGCUGCGCAACACAAUUCAUCUUAUUGCAAGAAUAUCAUUACUCUUCAGAAAGAUGAAAACCCAAAAAAUUACAAUAAUCAUCUAAAGAAAUAUGUUAUUAAAGAUAUUCACAUGAAUGAGAAUAUUCAAAAGCCUAAAAAUAUAGAUGAUCAACUUGCAGUACGCUUCAGACAAAUUAAACCGCCCGAAAAAAAUGAUAAAAAGGUGCAUAAGAAGAAAGGACUUCCUCAGGAUGCGAACAAACAAAGCCUUAUUCCACUUUAUAGUAAUGCAAGAACCACAAAUAAUCAAUAUGUUUCUAACGCAGACUUUGACCCAGUUAUGAAAAUGAAAAGAGAUAUCCUUGUGACGAUGUAUUCAGUCCUGGUGUUAACUGUAUUUGCUGCCUUGUCGUUUCCUGAAAUGUUAUAUCGGGCUUAA
Messenger RNA from Pectinophora gossypiella (pink bollworm), 5568 nucleotides. RefSeq lists its product as uncharacterized. Bases 1 to 5568 code for a protein of 1855 amino acids. The transcript is spliced from 7 exons. NCBI's taxonomy places the organism in Eukaryota, Metazoa, Arthropoda, Insecta, Lepidoptera, Gelechiidae. The record is from RefSeq and is a predicted model, not a curated record.